This is a messenger RNA of Limulus polyphemus (Atlantic horseshoe crab), 501 nucleotides long. RefSeq lists its product as uncharacterized. The transcript has 5 exons. NCBI's taxonomy places the organism in Eukaryota, Metazoa, Arthropoda, Merostomata, Xiphosura, Limulidae. The record is from RefSeq and is a predicted model, not a curated record. The annotation marks the transcript as partial.
GAAAAAUGCGAUUCGUUUACUUUCUGUUCGUCAGCUAAAGAAGAGAAACUCAACUGUCCAACUGAUGAAACUACAUUAGGUCAGCAUUUAUGCCAUGAUUUUACAGACUGUCAUCGAUAUUUUACUUGCUGUCAGUCUUCAGCCAGCUCAAAGAAGAUCUGUUUGCCAAGAAUGGACUUCCAGAUCAACUGGACAGCUUUGGAAAAACAGAAGAAUCAAAUGGCUUCGGUAGGAAGAAUAAGCAAAUGUCAUGGUGCACAAUCAAAUCUUUACUGGAUAGCUCCAAAAGCAUCCAGUUAUGAAAGUGAAACUGAAGAUCAUUUUGAUGAGAAAGAACCAAAAGAUGUAGACAAGAUGAUCAAGUUGGCAGAACAGUCGAUGGAAGCACAUGGAGGUAGUAUAACUGGCAAGUCCAACAAUGUCCAGAUAAAUUUGAAACCAGUAAUGGCUGCCCAGAAGCAGUUUACCAAAGGUUACAGGAGGCUAAUAGACAGAAGAUAA